CUCCUGGCCCACCUCUUGACUCCCCCUCCCCCUUCAAGCCCACUUCCCUCCAGUAUAAAAGGCACAAGCCCCCAGCAGCUGCCCUGUUUCUGCUUGGAGCAGCGGCUACCUGAGGAGCAGCUUUGGUGCAAACAGCCUUCCCACCACUGCUCCAUCAUGUGCCAUCUGAUCCCAUGGACACCACGUGCCCAGUGGUCACCGAAGCACUUAAAGCUGGCCACUGUCUACAUGCUGGUGCUCUUGGUAUCGCUCAGCUUUGCUUCAGGACAGAGCAGGCCAUUUAAACAUCAGAUAGACAACAGAAGUCCCGAGAUCGAUCCUUUUUGGUACGUGGGCCGUGGCGUUCGCCCCAUCGGCCGGUUCGGGAAGAGGCAGCUGAGAAGCAGCCGUGGCAGCUGGUGGCCUGUGAGCCAGCACUUGGAUUUCAUCUUGAACGCUUUGUGGGAGCAAAAAGUGUUGGACACAGAAGACAAUGACUGGUGAUCCCUGUUCCCUGAGGCACUGACCUAACCUCUGCUCUUUGAAUUGCACCCUCCCCUGCACCUCAGACCUCCAGUUCUGCUUUUGCUUAGCAAUCUCACACUGCUUUUCUUUCUGCUACUUGUGCAAGAUCCUUCAAAAAGAAACAUGUUCCAGGUGCAGGUAAAAGACAAUGCAUGGACAUCAGCACCAAGUGCCAGCAUAGCUUAUAAAAAUGUUUCUUCGUCUCACAUCCCCACCAAUCUCCUGAUGCUGUUCACUGUAACAUUAACUUUAUCCAAAAACAACACAGCUUUUGUGUUGGGAUUUAAACUCUGCAGUGUUAAGCGUAUCAUGAAACCUUCCUGUGACAUUCCAAAGCCAAUGGCUGUUGAUAAGUAAAAAUAAAAAGCAAUGGUUGGAAGAAAAAAAAAAGGCUCUCAGUAAUUUUUAAUGUACUUGCAUCAAUGGCAUGAAAUGCUGGUGCUCUGUCUGUAGUUUUUAUAUAGAUGGGUAACAUCCACUCGUAGGAAUGUGACCCUGAACCAUACACUGGCCCUUCACGAUUCUGCCUGUACUGCUGGAGAGAUACAUUAAUGAACAAAAAAGGAGUUCCUAUCGAGGAUAAGUAUCUUCUCCCAGCUCAAGAAAAAUGUAAAACUGGCUAAUUAAACUCUUCAGAGCAGUUUUGUGCCUACCGUGUGUAAUGGCGCACCAUUAUCCAAAAGGGGUAAGGGCUUAAACUAGCUGGUGCCCUUGAAAACAAUGUCAUUGUUUGUAAGUGCAUUAUCUGAUUGAGCUGAAGUCACUCUUUGAGGAUCACAAGCAAUAUACCAUCUGCUGCAUUAGCCCACAUCAAUAAGCCCAGGGUUGUGACUCAAUACUCAUGUUUGCCAUGGUAAUUAACUUUGUUAUACUCAUUUUAUAAGAAGUGUUAUUCACAAUAUGUUUCAUCUUAAUAACUAUUACCAAUAAUAAUAUUCAAAUGCAUUUUAAUCUGUGAUGUCUUACAUCCAAAAAAGAUAGUUUACAAUGUAGCUAAUGACUGAUGGCUAAAUCCAGGCCAUGAAUCAUUCUGCAAAAGACAAAUUAGAAUGAACUUGCAUUUCUAGUUGUGUUUUGUUAGAAUUACUACUAAAAUUUAAUAUUGGUUGAAUUAAUCACUGCAGAUAAUUUAACCCCUUUUUUCUUUUUGAAUGGUCUGUCAGCAAGGAGUGGAAUUUUAUUAUAAGACAGUUACUCUUAUCAAUAAUACAACAUAUAACUCCCCAAGUGUUACUUAAAACAUGCUAGUUUAAAUGAACGCCCUCCUUGUGGAGAAAAUAUGCUGAUAAAGAAGUAUUUUGAUCAGCAUUCAUCACAUGAGACUUCAGAAAUCCUAGACUAAGAUGAGCGGUGGGGUUCCUGCUCAGUUUGUCAUUUUGUGGAGAUGACAGUGACAGCUACAGGAAUUCUGCCUGGGAGACUCUGUUUGAGAUGGUAUUUCACCCAACAGCCUCGACGGCUGGGACAAGAUGAACCAUCAAAUGUUCCUAACAGGAUUCCUCCCACCCCAGCCCCAGUGGAAAAAACCUGAACUGAGGGUGUUAAGGUGAAUUCCUCCCUGCAGCUGCGCCAGGUUCUUUUGCGGAGCUGCGGGUCUCCUGGGGUUAGUGAGGGACAGGUCGCUUGUGGACAGGCAGCCCGAUCUGCGUGUGUCCUGGCUGAAGAGCACAGAAAUGCAAACAACAGAGAAGAACUUUUGUUUUUUCUUUAUGAAUCAAGUCCUUGAAAAGGCAUUCUUUUCAUAAAUCGCUUUUACUCUUUCAUGAUUUCUCUUGACAGUAUUUCUUGGUGAGUAUGCAGAUAACAACGACAAGGCAAGCUUAAUAUUCACUCAGACUUAAUCAAAUAGAUCAUAUAUUCUUCAUUUUACCCAUUAAAAUAUUUUCAUUUAUAAAAAUUAAUCUAAAUAUAAAUAUUACACUAAAGAUUGAAAUCACUUGAUGACAAAAUAAUUCUUUGUGUGCUAUAACAUAUGCUUUUAUGAUUUUUUUAAAACAGUAAAUUAUAUCUUUGCACAUAUUUGGCACAAUAAACAUUUGUAAAAAUUCAAA
Columba livia (rock pigeon) is the source of this 2555-nucleotide messenger RNA. Its product is annotated as prolactin-releasing peptide. The record is from RefSeq and is a predicted model, not a curated record. Lineage: Eukaryota; Metazoa; Chordata; Aves; Columbiformes; Columbidae. Gene Ontology annotation, molecular function: hormone activity. The transcript has 3 exons. The coding region runs from base 157 to 483 and encodes 108 amino acids.